UCACUAGAGCAGGGAUGUCAAACUGGUGGCCCUCCAGCUGUUGCGAAACUACAAGUCCCAUCAUGCCUCUGCCUUUGGGAGUCAUGUUUGUAACUGUCAAUUUUGCAAUGCCUCAUGGUACUUGUAGUUUGGCAACAGCUAGAGGGCCGCCAGCUUGACACCUCUGUUGCCAAACUACAAGUCCCAUGCUGCAUUGCAUGAUUGACAGUUACACACGACUCCCAAAGGCAGAGGCAUGAUGGGACUUGUAGUUUCGCAACAGCUGGAGGGCUGCCAGUUUGACAUCCCUGCU
This is a messenger RNA of Staurois parvus, 292 nucleotides long. NCBI's taxonomy places the organism in Eukaryota, Metazoa, Chordata, Amphibia, Anura, Ranidae. The record is from the annotation of a GenBank genome assembly.